This is a messenger RNA of Frankliniella occidentalis (western flower thrips), 1710 nucleotides long. RefSeq names its product serine/threonine-protein kinase S6KL (gene S6KL). Bases 170 to 1441 code for a protein of 423 amino acids. Lineage: Eukaryota; Metazoa; Arthropoda; Insecta; Thysanoptera; Thripidae. The record is from RefSeq and is a predicted model, not a curated record. The transcript is spliced from 9 exons. Gene Ontology annotation, molecular function: ATP binding; protein serine/threonine kinase activity. Gene Ontology annotation, biological process: protein phosphorylation.
UCAGUUUACUGAAUGCGUGAGAAUCAAUGCAUGCUGGGUGAGGGAUGUUUUCGCAACUGGAGUAACAGGUGGUGGACUUUCAAAAUAUCAGAAUUUUCUUAAUUUGUCCCAAAUGUUUGUAAACACUUUUAAACCACCACUCAGCUACGUUCUCUAAUGACAACAAUAAAUGGGAAACGCAAAUGAAAAAACUCUAUCCUGCUAUGGUCAGACAAGAAACGAAGUCAACAAGCGACGUCAAGAUUUUAGUCAGUUCAGUUUGACUACUUUGACGAAUAACUGGAGUGGUCGUUCGUUUAUUAGUGGUGUUAGUCAGCAGUCUGCGUACAGUGUUUCAAGACCGUGGUCCCGAGUUUCAAGGAGGAGGUGGAAAGAAUCAACUUUAAAUAAUCCUUAUCACAUAGCCAAAACUACAUGGCCUGUACCAUACAUAGAAGCCAUUUUUCUACCGGACUUUAACAUUAAGGGUCCAGUUACGGAAUUAAAUUUUCAGGUUGUUAAUCCAAUUUCACAUGGCGCAUUUGGGGUGGUUUUCCAUGUAAAGAAAGCUGAUACUGGAAAUGAUUAUGCUAUGAAAAUCUUAUCAAAAUCUAAGAUUAUUGCUGAGAGUGCUGUACAACAAGUGAAGGAUGAAGCAAGAAUCCAAUCAACUUGUGGACAUAACCCAUUUAUUGUCAACUGUCCAUUCUAUUGGCAAAGUAGAAAACAGCUAUUCAUUGUUAGUGACUAUGUCAGUGGUGGGGAACUUUUAGACCUCUGCAAACACCACACAGUUUUACCAGAAAACUUGGUCCAAAUUUACACUGCAGAGCUAGCUCUUGCAUUAGACUUCUUGCACAAUGCAGGUGUGAUAUAUCGUGAUCUCAAAAUGGAGAAUGUCCUGCUUGAUUCCGAUGGACACUGCCAAUUGAUAGAUUUUGGACUUGCAAAGUGGUUGCGACAUGGGGACCGAACAACAACUAUAUGUGGCACAUUACAAUAUAUUGCCCCAGAGGUCCUCAGCCAAGAACCAUAUGGACAUGCAGUGGACUGGUGGUCUCUUGGAGUUCUAGCCUGCUGUAUGCUUUGUGGAGAGUUCCCCGAGGCCGCGGUGGACCUGCGUGGGGGCGGCGCUGAGGCAGGGGACGGCGCUACGCCCGCCCCAAGGGCUUCCCCGGCGGCGGGCAGCCUCCCCCCGGCGAUGGACCGCUGCUCGCCGGCAGCCAGGGACAUGCUCGGCCGCCUCCUGGAGCGAGACCCCCGGCGCCGGCUGCGCACCCUGCACGCCCUGCAGACCAUCGCCUUCUUCUUCCAGUUCAACUUUGCGGACGUGCGGUCCAUGAAGGUCUGCCCCAGGGACCUGCUGCCAAAGGUAGCACCCGAUCGCUCGGCCGCGACUUCCACCGGCGACGUGGACCCGAUGUUCGAAGGCUUUGACAGCGUCGCACCUAUUUACGUCUAGUUAAAAAUAACAGUCGAAAUGAGUUUUCUCUCUUAACUUUCCAUUUUUUACUUCUUGGGCUAUCUCUUUCACUGUUUUAUUGAACAGUUCUGCAACGAAUUCCGUCCAUUUUUGACACUAGAAUUUAGUUUGUUGAGGUUACGGGUAUGUGAGAUUAUUUUUUUUGUUGAGUCUUUAUGAAUUUUACUAGAGAUGAGAACUUGAACCGUUCUUUAGCACUGAGUCAUUUUCUGCUGUGAAAAAAUAAAGUGAUCUUAUUUAUAGUGUGA